Molecule: messenger RNA, 738 nt
Organism: Notodromas monacha
Lineage: Eukaryota; Metazoa; Arthropoda; Ostracoda; Podocopida; Cyprididae
Source: the annotation of a GenBank genome assembly
AUGUUGACUGACGCGUGUUCCUUGUCGGAAGAAACCGCCACCACACUGUGCAACGCUGUUCUGGAACGAGAGCUCCUGAAUCUUGGCAAACCUGCUGCUGAUGGACCGUUGCAUUUUGAAGAAGAUUGGCAAUUGAACCAGUUCUGGUACUCGGACAAAACAGCAGCAUUUAUAUUGGCCAAAGCCGUUGUUCAACUGUCUAGCGACUCAGGCAAAAUUGCCUGUCUGUCGUGUCCAACAUUAUUUCGAGAGCUUGUGUCACUGAUGUGUCACUCCAACGCUGUGUUUGCUUUCCCGAAUUUCCAUUUCUAUGACUACCGAGAUCUUCUGGCAUUGCCGAGCGUGUUUGGAGCAUCUUUCGAUAUAGUUGUUGCCGAUCCCCUGCUCUUAAGUGACGAAUGCCUGACCCGGGUCGCUGAAGCAAUUUCCUACAUCGCGAAAAAGGGUGCCAAGGUGCUGCUGUGUAUACUGGCCACGUUAUGGAGAAGACCGCGAGAGAGGUUUUGGGAUUACAAGAGCAGAUCUUUCAGCCCAAGCACGCGAAGAAUUUGGCGAAUGAGUUCAAGUGCUUUUCAAACUUUGACCUCAAUACAUUAUUGUUGUGAUCUUUCGAGCGUUCUUGAUGAUGAUGUGGCGUUUGUGGAAGACCAUCGUUUUAUUGAUUCUUGCCGUCCUGGUCCUGACAAUGGAGUGACUGCAGAUGAAGAGGACGACUGCAUGGCUGUGGUGGAGGGGUAA